Kuraishia capsulata CBS 1993 is the source of this 882-nucleotide messenger RNA. RefSeq lists its product as uncharacterized. The transcript has a single exon. NCBI's taxonomy places the organism in Eukaryota, Fungi, Ascomycota, Pichiomycetes, Pichiales, Pichiaceae. The coding region runs from base 1 to 882 and encodes 293 amino acids. The record is from RefSeq and is a predicted model, not a curated record.
AUGGAAUCUUCGCAGAAUGCAAUCGACGGCUGGAUGGAUGACUAUCGAGCCAACUCCAUUGGCAUGUCAGUGGAGGCGGUGGAAUUAGGUCUCAUCAGCCACAGCAUGCGCCACAUCUCCGAAAAGCAGAUGAAUAGAUGUGACGUCAAAUCGGACUUGGAUGAUAUCAGUCUUCAGCUGGCUAGAGUGUAUGUGGACUAUUCCGAUGAAGACAAAAGAGACAUUGAUGCGGAAGCUGAAUGGGAUGCAUAUUCUUCUAUGGAAGAAUGUUCCGGAGACAGUGCUUGCCAAACACCGCGCACGUUAAGCUCAGUACCUAUAGGAGAAAAUGCAAUAACCAAAGAAGACGGCAAUAUUUGUCUGUUUCGAAUGCAUGAGGUUCCAAAGCGGUUGAAUCCACGUUGUUUCCAGUCUCAUCGUGUCUCUCCAGAUCAACUUGGCAAGGUGCAUGUAAACCCUGCAUGUCCUGAUUCGGCUGGUUCCCAUGAAUGUACUGCUACAGCACGCCGAAACUCGAUGGAAUAUAGAUAUACUAGAAUUGAAGAUGAUAAAGUCAUGUGUCGGUUCUGUUACCGUCAGAGAUGGAUUUCAAAGGAAAAUCUCGAGAUGCAUUUGACAAUGGCCCAUGGCAUCGCGUUCCCGGAAGAUGGAGAUUCUUGUGACUGUUUGUGGUUGCCCCUUCCCACACAACUGUUUCAACAAAAUCCAAGAAAGCUAAAGAGGAUGCAUUGCAAGUGCCCCAGUUGUGGCGGGUGGAUCAGGCUAGGUUUUCCAGAAUCACUCCCUGAGACAAACACCACGGUUGAUACAAUCUCGAGGCCAUUUGAGGUAAUGGGAUUGUAUACGAACUACUUCGAACACAUAAUGAAAUGUUUGCAAUAG